Chelmon rostratus (copperband butterflyfish) is the source of this 297-nucleotide messenger RNA. Lineage: Eukaryota; Metazoa; Chordata; Actinopteri; Chaetodontiformes; Chaetodontidae. The record is from the annotation of a RefSeq genome assembly.
AUGACCCCUAUUCAAUUCACCUUCUCAUCCGCCUUUAUGCUGGGUCUGGCGGGUCUGGCAUUCCAUCGAACCCACCUUCUGUCCGCCCUCCUAUGUCUAGAAGGAAUAAUACUCUCCCUAUUUAUCGCAUUUUCUUUAUGAGCCUUACAACUAGAUGCUACCAACUUCUCCACUUCACCAAUGUUACUCCUGGCAUUUUCAGCUUGUGAAGCAAGCGCAGGUCUCGCCCUACUAGUUGCAACUGCUCGAACUCACGGCUCUGACCAGCUAAAAAACCUAAAUUUACUACAAUGCUAA